Messenger RNA from Schistocerca americana (American grasshopper), 1761 nucleotides. Its product is annotated as arylsulfatase I-like. NCBI's taxonomy places the organism in Eukaryota, Metazoa, Arthropoda, Insecta, Orthoptera, Acrididae. The transcript has 9 exons. The coding region runs from base 67 to 1761 and encodes 564 amino acids. The record is from RefSeq and is a predicted model, not a curated record.
UCUGAGCCACUACAGCAGUCGUCUGGUCACGCUACGUCACGUCCUCUCUCAAGUUCUUGUGCUGUGAUGGAGCGCUCGCAAAACAUGCACACCGUGUUACUCCUAGCAUUCGCAUGCUUGCUGGCGACUUCCUCCUCUGCUGAUACGAAACCGCCCAACAUCAUUUUCAUACUCGCUGAUGAUAUGGGCUGGAAUGAUGUCAGUUUUCACGGUUCCAAACAAAUUCCUACACCCAACAUCGACGCAUUGGCUUACCAUGGGAUCAUCUUGAACAACCAUUAUGUUCAACCAAUCUGCACACCCUCCAGAGCCGCCUUUAUGACGGGAAAGUACCCUAUACGCACAGGUGAGCAGGGUACCCCUAUGGACGAGCACGAGGGUCGCGGGUUACCCAACGGCAUGCUACUGCCUGGCUACCUGAAGCAGCUCGGUUACGUCACCAGAGCCGUCGGCAAGUGGCACCUGGGCUUCCACGAGGUGGAGCUCACGCCCACCUACCGCGGGUUCGACUCCUUCCUGGGUCACUGGGGCGGCUCCAUCGGCUACUUCGACUUCAUCGUCCAGACUACACCCGACGGCAAGGAGCUGAACGGCUACAUCCUGUGGAAGAACCUGACGACGGCGUGGGAGCACGCCGGCCGCUACUCCACCGACGUCUACACGGAGGAGGCGGAGCGGCUCAUCCUGGAACACGACACGGAGAGGCCGCUCUUCCUGUACCUGGCGCACCAGGCCUGCCACUCGGGGGACCCCGCCGCCCCCGUCACCGCGCCUCAGGACACCAUCAACAAGUUCCUCUACAUAUCGGACCCCAACAGGCGCAUAUACGCAGGCGUGGUGUCCAAACUGGAUGAAUCGGUGGGCCGAGUGGUGGCGGCGCUGCAGAGCCGAGGAAUGUUGGAGAACUCCAUCAUCGUCUUCACUCCGGACAACGGAGCGCCCACAACGGGCAAAACCGCCAACUGGGGUUCCAAUUACCCCUUCAGAGGCUUGAAAGCGACGCUGUGGGAAGGCGGUGUGCGAUCCCCGGCCCUGGUGUGGAGCCCGCUGCUGCAGAACACGCCCAGAGUGUCCCACCAGCUGAUGCACGUCACCGAUUGGCUGCCCACGUUCUACGCUGCUGCAGGAGGAAAUGUGUCGUCACUUCCGGAAGACCUGGACGGCGUCAACUUGUGGGACGCUCUCGUCACUAACGCUGAAUCUCCACGAACAGAGGUGCUGCUUAAUAUAGACGAGAAGGUCGGAAACGGUGCCAUUCGCAUCGGCGACUGGAAGCUCGUGAAAGGAGUCCAGAACAACGCCGCUGGUGCUGGCUACCUGGGCGCAAGUGGCGCGGAGAACAGCCGCUCCACGCCGGCCUACGGCCCACAGCAGGUGUUGGCCAGCCCGGCCGGUCAGGCGGUGUCCAGCGUGCUGGGAGGGUCCACCUCUCCUGAGGACAUGCUGCGGCUGCGCGCCCAGGCCACCGUGUCCUGUCCGGACCGCCCGCAAACGCCACUCUGCCAGCUUCUUAACAGCUCUGACGUCUGCGUCUACAACAUCACCCAGGACCCCUGCGAGGCCGGAGACGUGGAGGUUCCCGAGGAAGUCCUCAGCAUGCUGCUCGAGAGGCUCGAGGAAUUCUGGCAGCAGCUGACGCCCCAGGAGGAGUCCAACAGCCACCCAGACAUAGCGGACCCUGCGCGCUGGAAUUACACCUGGGUGCCGUGGAGCACGUGCAAUGCUGACAGCUCCCACUCCUUCUGCAAUGUCGUAGACUGA